Molecule: messenger RNA, 4667 nt
Organism: Rhea pennata
Lineage: Eukaryota; Metazoa; Chordata; Aves; Rheiformes; Rheidae
Gene: FBXL7
Product: F-box and leucine rich repeat protein 7
Exons: 4
Coding region: 273-1748 (491 amino acids)
Biological process (GO): SCF-dependent proteasomal ubiquitin-dependent protein catabolic process
Cellular component (GO): SCF ubiquitin ligase complex; cytoplasm
Molecular function (GO): protein binding
Source: RefSeq, a predicted model, not a curated record
CGGCGCGGAGGUGCGGCAGGACCGGCGCCCGGGGCCUGCCCGCCCGCUAGCGGAUUACAGCUGGGGCCUCGCCGCGACGCCGCGUUUCCCCCCUCUCGCGUUUCUGGAGGCGGGAGGAGGCGGGAGGGAGGCGCCUCGGCCGCCCGCGGAGGCGCCGCGGAAGUCGCCGCGGGCAUGGAGGAGUGAGGGCGCGGGGGCCGCCGGCGGCGCUGCCGCCGCGCUAGGGACGGUGCGCGCCGGCGCAGGGCGGCGGCGGGCAUGAGGCGCGCAGCAUGGGCGCCAACAACGGCAAGCAGUGCGGCAGCGACGGCAAAGGCAGCUCAAGCAUCUCAUCUGACGUGAGUUCAAGUACAGAUCACACACCCACCAAAGCCCAGAAGAAUGCAGCUACCAGCGAAGAUUCCGACCUGAGCAUGCGGACGCUGAGUACGCCCAGCCCAGCGUUAAUAUUCCCGCAGAAUUCCCACGGUUUCCAGAAUGGCAGAGGGUCGUCUACUUCCUCGUCCUCCGUCACUGGGGAGACCGUUGCCAUGGUCCACUCGCCACCUCCAACCCGCCUCACACAUCCUCUCAUCCGGCUGGCAACCAAACACCAGAAGGAACAGGCCAACAUAGACCGGCUGCCAGAUCACUCCAUGAUCCAGAUAUUCUCUUUUCUGCCUACCAACCAGCUGUGCCGCUGCGCCCGGGUGUGCCGCCGCUGGUACAACCUUGCCUGGGACCCACGGCUUUGGAGGACUAUUCGCCUGACAGGCGAGACAAUCAACGUAGACAGGGCUCUUAAAGUGCUGACACGGAGGCUUUGUCAGGAUACACCUAACGUAUGUCUCAUGUUGGAGACAGUAAUAGUUAGUGGCUGCAGGCGGCUCACAGACAGAGGACUCUACACCAUUGCCCAAUGCUGCCCAGAGCUGAGGAGGCUGGAGGUAUCCGGCUGUUACAACAUCUCCAACGAGGCAGUCUUCGAUGUGGUGUCACUGUGUCCCAACCUGGAACACCUGGAUGUGUCAGGCUGCUCCAAAGUGACAUGCAUCAGUUUGACUCGUGAAGCCUCCAUCAAGCUGUCUCCCUUGCAUGGGAAACAAAUCUCCAUCCGCUACUUGGACAUGACAGACUGCUUCGUCCUGGAGGACGAAGGACUGCACACCAUUGCCGCUCACUGCACUCAACUGACCCACCUGUACCUGCGUCGCUGUGUCCGCAUCACCGACGAGGGUCUCCGCUACCUGAUGAUUUACUGCACGUCCAUUAAGGAACUGAGUGUGAGUGACUGUCGCUUUGUCAGUGACUUUGGCAUGCGGGAGAUUGCCAAACUGGAGUCACGCCUCCGAUACCUUAGCAUCGCUCACUGUGGUCGGAUCACAGAUGUGGGCAUACGUUACAUUGCCAAAUACUGCAGCAAGCUGCGCUACCUCAACGCGCGGGGCUGCGAGGGUAUCACGGACCACGGUGUGGAGUACCUCGCCAAAAAUUGCACAAAACUCAAAUCACUAGAUAUUGGCAAGUGCCCUCUGGUCUCAGACACCGGCCUGGAGUUUCUAGCCCUCAACUGCUUUAACCUGAAGCGCCUGAGCUUGAAAUCAUGUGAGAGCAUCACUGGGCAGGGCCUGCAGAUUGUAGCUGCCAACUGUUUUGACCUGCAGAUGUUGAACGUGCAGGACUGCGAUGUCUCUGUGGAUGCUCUGCGGUUUGUUAAACGGCAUUGCAAGCGCUGUAUUAUAGAGCACACCAACCCUGCCUUCUUCUGAAAGGACACCCCACAACUGUUGUUACAAUAUAGUAUUAAAAACACUGAUGUAUAAACACACAAUCCCAUACUCAGUAAUGCUCUCUUUUCUGUGGCUCACAGGAGUCAGCUGUUCUUGUUUGUUGGUGGUGAGGGGGUGUUUCUAGAGGACUAUUUUGUUUGCUUUUUGUAUGAUCACUUUUUAAGGUGCAGUGAGUCUCUGUGGAGAGGCUGCCUUAAUGCAAAAGCAGCGAGUGCUCAGCAUCCCCACUGUGGUACCUUUUCCAUAACAGCCCUGAUCUUGUCCCAGGCUAAUGUAGCUGACUCCAAAGGGAAUAGCACAUAAUCCCUCCUUUGGAAGUGCUACUAAGCUGUGUCAAAUACAUCUGAAUUCCAGCCGUGCUCAUGAAUCUGACUAUGCAAGAUACGUCGUAUUCCCCAACUUAAAAUAUGCCGGAUAAAGCAUCUCCUUAUCUCCAUGUAGUUUCUCCUUGGUUGUCAUUCCUUAUAAUUCCUCAUGAAAUAGUUUCUAAGCCAAACUGGGUAAUGCCUUCAAAUGUGCUUGACUAGGGCAGAAGAUGAGCUGCUCGCUAUUGCUGAGCAUUGUGCUGCGUGAAUUUGGAGAUUGUGCCUGUGCAUGGUUUCUCUUGGAAAGCCCUCUUCCAGGUAACUCAUGCAUCAUCACCACUUACCUUCAGUUCUGCAUCAGCCCUCUCCUGCAUUUGUAGUACUGUAAUCUCUGGUAGCCAACAGGGACUUUGGGUCUUAUGAGCAGUGACAUUUUCACUUGAGUGAAAGAAAACAGAUAUGAUAUUGGUGGCCUGGCAAAGGAAAAAGCCAUCAGAUCAGCCUGAGAAACCUUUGCAUUUCUGCAACAAGCUGAGAUAGUGCUGUGGUACAUCAGGGUCUCUGAAGUGUUGUGGGAUGGUUUGCAUGGGGCAGUCCCAGUUGCUGUGCUACACUGCUGUAACCAGAAAGUCUGCCUGUCUGCCUUCACGGUGUCUCCUCAGCAGCCAUGGCACCACUGCAGCUGACACUUUCUGAGCAAACCACAUGAACGCAUUGAGGUGUGUUCAAUAUAUGCCUUAAUAUACAUAGAAACCUGACCAUUUUCUGUGGCCUUCCAGUUUAAAGGAUGGAUGGCCAGUCGCAAGAGUUCAAAGACGUUAGCCUGACACGAGAUCACGCUUAUAGGGAAGAAAGGGGCUUAGGAUGUUAUUGACAUUAGGUUUAGAUUUUUGUGAAACCUUGUUGAUGUGUGUUCCCUUAAGCUGGAGAAACAGCUGCUGUUCAACAAGGAAUUAAAACAUUAGCCUUGCCCUAUGACACUGGAAGCCCUUUGUACUCUCAGGAUCACACUCUUGCUCAGGCAGGUGGUUUGGAGGUUCUCUCAUCUUGUUGCCUCCUUCCCCAGAGCCCGUGGUCAAUUUCAUGCUUACUUCCUUCACGCUUUUCUGGCAGGUAUUUUCUCUGCGUUUCCACAUGUAACGGUCCAAUCUGAAAGCCAGACAUAUUAGGAAUGAUAAUGUUUUCAGGCAGGCCCCUUGCGCGUGACUGACAGGUGAAUUCAUACAUUUAGCUCAAAUACUGUAAAUGUCUUGGUAGAGGAUGUAAGAAGGGAAGCACUGUGUCUGGUUUUCGUAAGCCGUAGUUCCAUCAUCUCCAGACAACACUAAUAAAAUCAUUGAUACAAAGUAAAAUUCCAUAUGCUCAAGAAAAACAUGUAAUUGCUGAGGAAAUAUUUGUAGCAACAUGUUUUCAAAUAACAAAAAACAGUAUUUUUGCACAUCUCUGCAGCAGGAACUUUGUCCUGCUUGUGCAAACAUCCUGUAACUUGUGCAUGUUCCUCCAGUUCUGAAUUUCAUAACUUGGGGGAUAUCAUCAACUCUAAGUUGUAAGUAACAUUGUACAAAAGCAAAGAGGGCCAAGGAAAAUGGAUUUUUCAUUGCUAUUGCUGGUCGGUGCCUAACAGGAGGCUGAUACUAUUCUUCGACCAGUUAACAUCACUGUAGUUUCCCUUUUUGUAUUUUUAAAAUUAGAGAUUUUCUUGCCCAAGCAGUAUGGUAUAUUUUAUCCAAGAAAGCUAUACUCUGUUCGUCCUUUUUCUCAAAGUGUCCCCAAGAAUAGUUAAAUGUUAAACCCAUUCCUUAGAGUGGUGGGAUUUUGAGCCAUUUGCACUCAUGAAAUAUAAGUCUUAUUAGCAACAUUUAACUGUUUAUUAAAACAAAAAAAAAAAAAAGCUACUUCUCUGGCUAUGCUAAACUGAGUGAGUAGUGCUUACAUGGUUUUUAAGGUUUCUAAUGUUUAAAUUGGCCUGUACUGUACAAAUCUCACUAUAAAGCCUUAAUUUGCUACCAAGAAAUAAAGCAAUAUAUUGGUAACUGAUGAGCAUGCAUGGUCAUUUACACAAAGUGAUUAACUUCUUGUCAAAAUGGAAAGAUAUGAAACAUUUAUAGAAAUUUGAUUUCUUGCAGCUAGGUAAGUGAAUGAGCACAUCGUCACAUGAGGUAGGUAGAUGACUAUAAAAAAUGAUUUAUUAUAGAUUAUGACCUUGUAUGUCUGUUUCCGUAUAAUUUACUUUUCCUUAUGUGAUUCUUCUUGACCUUAAAGCGUAACCAUUACCUGGAAAUGUAUGUAAAAGAAAACACAGUAUAUAAAAGGAGUAUGUAUAAGAAGUUCAAGAAGGCUUCUGCAUUGAUUAAAAGGCAAAUUAACGUAUUUGAUGUGAAAAGUAAAAUGGAACAGCUGAAAGACUAGAGUACUUAUUAGUGUAAUGUUUCUUUCUGAGUGUUUUAAAAAUCUACUCUAGGGUGUCUAGUGGAAAAUGAAUAAAGGUAAUUUUUCUAAGCCAAACAUUUUUAAGUAUAUGAUCUUACAGUCUUACGUGAUCUGAUUUGGCACUCUGAAACUGCAAAACUGAAAUUUCAAUUUAGCUUAUUGA